Synchiropus splendidus (mandarinfish) is the source of this 3277-nucleotide messenger RNA. RefSeq lists its product as uncharacterized. The record is from RefSeq and is a predicted model, not a curated record. Gene Ontology annotation, cellular component: cytoplasm. Gene Ontology annotation, biological process: proteolysis. Lineage: Eukaryota; Metazoa; Chordata; Actinopteri; Syngnathiformes; Callionymidae. The coding region runs from base 785 to 2647 and encodes 620 amino acids. Gene Ontology annotation, molecular function: calcium-dependent cysteine-type endopeptidase activity; calcium ion binding. The transcript has 20 exons.
AGCGCUGGCUGAAUGAGCUCUUGCCGAGAUCAAACUCGCAUCCGGACGAGAGCCAAGGCAGGCUGUUUGUGGACCACAAUUUUCCUCGUACUGAAUUGGAUCUGGACCCUCAAGUAGAGUGGAAGCGCCCGCCGGUAGAGUACAACCACUUGGAUUUGCAGAGAGGAAAGCCACACUUGAUCAGAUUGAGAGAGGAAGCCAUCUUUAAUGCGCAUGUAGCAACAAGAGAAUCCAUCAAUGAGAGUUUGGAAGUGUUACAAAUAGAUGCUGCCAGUAAGUUUCGUCACCGAGUUGAGGGGAAGGCAAAGUUGUGAUGGGGUGAGCAGCUCAGGCACUGGCUAGAGACAUGAAGUAGAGAUGCAUCAGGCGCGGGAAGAGAAGCUGCUGCUCAAAAUGAGGCGCGUAAUUACGCCUACACGCUGCUCAUGUAAUACAGUGAACUCCGCAUCCUGAUGUCCCCUGGGAAGACGGUGUGGCUUCAGUCAGGGCUGUGGACUGGAUGACUGGCGUGUUGGUUGUGGAGGUGUUCUGGAACGGUGCUGAGCAAACAGUCCUUUCUAAAAACUGACUGCCAUCAUCCCACCCUCUGGAGCCAGCACACAGAUAGUAUCUCCACGUGUCCUACUCAAGGCCUGGGGGCCAAAUUUAGCCCGCCAAGUCCUCUGAUGCAGCCAGUAAGAGAUUUAAAUAUGCGCGUGUGUUUGAUGUCAGAAGUCAAUGUAGAAACUUGAACUUGUGAGUGAAUGUUUGCUCUUCAGGGAGGGAAACCGGUGUCUGUCCUGCGAUGGAGCAGAGUCAAUGGGAAGUGGUGUCAUCGCCUCAUUUCAUCGUGGGUGGGGCCACACACCUGGAUAUUGCCCAGGGGGAAGUCAAUGACUGCUGGGUCCUGUCUGCCAUCGCCUCCCUGUCGCUCAAUAAAUGUCUGUUUAAUAAAGUUGUGCCUCAAGGACAAACCUUCCAAAAUGGAUACAACGGCCAGUUUAUCUUCUCGUUCUGGCUGUACGGACGCUGGGAACAGGUAACCAUCGAUGACCGCUUGCCCUUUAAGAAUAAAAAACUGCUGUACCUGAAUUCUCCGACCAAGAAUGAGUUCUGGAGCAGCCUGCUGGAGAAGGCCUACGCCAAGCUGAAGGGCGGCUACAUGGCUCUGAGCAUGGGCCUGCCACACGAGGCUAUGGUUGACAUGACUGGCGGAGUGACGGAGGUUUUCAACGUUCCCAAUUUUAAAGGAAGUCUGUCAACCUUUCUCAAAGACCAGCUGCAGCGAGGUGCCCUCAUCAACAUGGCCAACCUCCAGGGGGAGUUUGGGAAGGCAAACCGCGUGGGCAUCUUGUUCAAACAUGCCUACGCGCUGACAGCAGUCCAACAGGUCAUGACGUCGAUGGGUCCUGUGACUCUGCUUCGAAUCCUUAACCCCUGGGGAAACACCGAGUGGUUCGGGCAAUGGAGUGACUUUGAAGGCUCUGAGUGGGCAAUGGUGAGUCCCGAGGAGCAGAAGAGAAUUGGUAGAAUCCGGAAGGAGGAUGGGGAAUUCUGGAUGUCGUCAGCAGAUUUCCGUCGAAACUUUCAAAUGGUGGAGGUGUGCCACAUGACCGACGAGAUCGUGGAUGAAUGCAGUUGUGAUAAUUUGUGGACGACAGCCAUGCAUCAUGGGACCUGGGUGACAGGAUUCACAGCUGGAGGGAGGGGAGCUUCUUUGUGGCAAAACCCUCAAUAUCAAUUCAACUUGACCCAAACGGAUUCCUCUGGCACUUGCGCCUUCAUCCUGGCUCUGAUGCAGAAACACAGCCGACGCAGAGACAUCCACCUGGGCAUCGGCCUUCACAUCUACAAGGCACCUCCGAAUGACACCACACUGCAGGCUGAAGACGUAGCGACUCAGCUGCCAGUUCUCCAGACACCCAAUUACACCAACCGCCGUGAAAUUGUUCUCCGUGGCUCCCUGCCACCGGGCAGCUACAUCAUCAUCCCGUCCACCUACGAGCCGAAUCAGCAGGGAGCCUUCCUUCUGCGGAUUCUGACAGAGAAAGGCAACGCAGCCAAUAAAGCAGUGAAACCGCACACGCACACUCACACCCCGAUGACAACAGUGGUGUACACCUAUCCGCACCAGACCGCCCUCCCACCCUUCGACCGCAUGAAAGACCUGUACUGGAAGCACUGCAGCAAGAGAGGCUACUGCAAACCGCACCAUCUGCACAGCCUGCUGACUGAGGCCUUUCAAUCAGGAGUCUUGGCAGGCACAGAGAAGAAGUUGUCUCUGGAGCACUGCAAGACCUUCGUGGUUCUGAAGGACAGCCAAGCAGAUGCUCGGCUGAGCUGGCAGGACUUCCUGAGUCUGUGGGAGAAGAUCCGUCAGUGGACGGACAUCUUCCUGACCCUGGACAAGAACAAGACCAAGCAUCUGGAGUACCAAGAAGUGGGCCCGGCGCUGACAGCAGCAGGUGUUAAGGCGGACCGGUUCAUCAUGACGCUGGUGGGUCUCAGAUACACUGAGCCAGAUAUAACCAUCAGCUACCCCGGCUUCCUCUACCUCAUGCUCAAACUGGAGACCAUGAUCCAUACAUUUCAGGCCCAUGACGUAACAGGAAGAGGAACCAUCACCCUCGAUUACAAACAGUGGCUCUACAAGACCUUGUACAACUGAUCAUCAUCCCGUGAUACACGUCCUCCAGCUCCCUAGUUAAUCACAAUGUUUGUUUAAAAUCUUUUUUUUUUUCAUCCAUUGGAUGUUUGUCAUUGAUCCCGAAGUUUUACUACCUUUCCUGAGUUCUUCCUUUUUUGAUCAUUUGAUUUGCUGCCCAAGGUUUCACUCAGACAGUGUCUCAGGGAACCUUCAGCAAGCUUGUCAUGUGUUCUUCAAAGUUCCAUUCUUGGCCCUUCGUUGUUUUAUUCAGUUGAAUGAAAUUGAACACUCAAGGUCUGUUUGACUCACAUGAACCUAGAUUCUAAGUGUUGGUGGGUUUGUUGCAUUUCAGAACUUUUUUCUAGACAAGUCAAUGUGACUUUUUUUGCGCUGUAGUUGCUGGGCAUUACCUUCUAUUUGAAUAAUUCAGAUCCAUGUUAAUGCCAUUUGCACAUCAUCAGGAAAUUUUGCCUAUGGAUUUCUGCAUUUUAAUAAAGUGAAUUAAGUUCAAGCUUUUUUUAUUUUGCUUGUACUGUAUUCAAUCUGAAUGUUGAAUACACUCAUUACCAAGAGAAGACCUGUUUGUGUUCCUUGUGGCUCUCUGGUUUCCUCUCAAUGGCCAAAGAUUUUUUUCACUUAAAAAAAAAAGAA